AUGGCUUUCAUGGUGAAGUCCAUGGUGGGUGGGCAACUGAAGAAUCUCACCGGUGGACUGGGAGGAGGAGAGGAGAAAGGGGAAGCCGAGAAAUCUCCAGCUGAAGCCGCCGGGAUGACGAGGGAAGAGUAUGAAGAAUAUCAGAAGCAGCUUGUCGAGGAAAAAAUGGAGCGAGAUGCUGAGUUUGCCCAACGCAAGGCAGAGCGAGCUACACUGCGGACACAUUUCCGGGACAAAUACAGGCUACCCAAGAACGAAACAGAUGACAACCAAAUCCAGCUUGUCGGGGGUGAUGUGGAGCUCCCGAAAGAGCUGGCCAAGAUGAUCGAGCAAGACAAUGAGGAAGAAGAGGAAAAGGACUCUGUUAUCGGGCAGCUGAGCAACAUUCAGAACCUGGACCUCGAUUCCCUGAAGGAUAAAGCACAGGCCACGUUAGACGACCUCAAGCAGUCCGCUGAGAAGUGUACCAUCAUGUGACCCGGCCAUGGCUC
Messenger RNA from Elgaria multicarinata webbii, 491 nucleotides. It is a transcript of the gene CPLX3, whose product is annotated as complexin 3. Gene Ontology annotation, biological process: regulation of neurotransmitter secretion; neurotransmitter transport; synaptic vesicle exocytosis. The transcript is spliced from 3 exons. The coding region runs from base 1 to 477 and encodes 158 amino acids. Gene Ontology annotation, molecular function: syntaxin binding. NCBI's taxonomy places the organism in Eukaryota, Metazoa, Chordata, Lepidosauria, Squamata, Anguidae. The record is from RefSeq and is a predicted model, not a curated record. Gene Ontology annotation, cellular component: terminal bouton; SNARE complex.